GUUUUUUUGGUUAGACAUUGUAGGAAUGAAAAAUAAGGGAGAAAGGCUCACAUCAUACGUGUAGAAAGAGGAGUUUUGCAUUUUUGCCUAAAUAACUAACUCCCUAUAAAAAGGUUAGUAUAGCCUCCCUCUCUUUACAAACCAUGCAAACCAACACGUACUAUACGUACUCCAAAAAUAACAAAAUGAUCGGUCAUCUCCUUCUCAUGCUGCCACCUCUACUCCUCUCUUCCGUCGCCUUCUCGUCACCGUCUCCGUCCUCCUCCCCGCCGGUGUUUGACGUCAACGGUGACGUGCUCAUGCUCGGAAAGCCGUACUACGCAUUCUCCGGGGGCACUUUCCUACACCCACUCGGCUUAUGCCUACCCUACAACACCAACGGAUACACGGCGGCCAGGAACGACGUUGUCCAGUGCCCCUUCUUCAAGGAAGACUCACGUGGAUUCCCGAUCACCUUCUCGCCGAUAAAAGAUGACGACGACGGCGAUGACGAAAAAAGUCGCAUUGUCCGGGAGAACACGUUCUACAAGGUCCAGUUCUCCAUCGCCGGAAAAGACUCCGGCGACGGAGAAAAAGAGGACUGGGCCUCGAAGAAGAAACGAAGACGUUUCAGGCCCGCUUGGUACUUAAAGAGCGGAGAAUUUCCACACCAGAUGUUCGUGGCAGCAGGCCCAAAGUCUAUAUCGGCCCAGUUUGCGAUCAAGAGAGUGAGGCUUGGGUACAAGAUUGUUUACUGCGUUGAAAGUCAAUCAUCGGAUCGCUUUCCAACUUGCUAUUGGGCCGGGUUCAUUAAGAAUAAUGGGUAUAACCACCUGGGUAUCGGGCUAGGGGCUCUCCCGGUCCAGUUUUUCUUCAAGAAGGAGAAUGACACAUGUUUUAAAGAUAAACCAUGCACGUAGUUUGUAAAAUUAUACUACUACCCAGAGAGUCAGAGUAAAUAAAAAUUACUAAUUGUUCUGAUAAUAUACACUAAUUAUCAUGUGUGUAAAUGUGUGUAAUUUGUGUCUAUAUAUAAUUGUAUGUGUGACAAAAUAAAAAUUAGCAAAAAUGAUAAUCUUUGCAUUAUAUUAUAUUGUGUAUUAUUUUUGGUUUGUGAUUGAAGAUUAAGUAUUUUUCACAGAAAAA
This is a messenger RNA of Cuscuta epithymum, 1125 nucleotides long. NCBI's taxonomy places the organism in Eukaryota, Viridiplantae, Streptophyta, Magnoliopsida, Solanales, Convolvulaceae. The record is from the annotation of a GenBank genome assembly.